AUGUCUACCGAAUGGGAUAUUGAUCAUAUCGAUUAUGACGUCGAGCCUAACGCUGACGAAAAUGCCGACGCGUCGAAUACACCCGAAAAUGAUUAUGAAGAACACGGCGAUUAUUCCGACGGGCCUAUGCUGGUUAACGAUUCCGAUAAUACGAAAGAGCAUAAUACAUGCAACCCCCGAUCGGAUUUUUACGCUUUUUCGUUAAAAACUGAAAUCCUUAACGCAAUCGAAGAUUGCGGCUUUGAACACGCUUCUGAAGUACAACGAAUUUGCAUUCCUCAAGCCGUAAUAGGGAAAGACAUUAUUUGCCAGGCCAGCUCAGGUCUCGGAAAAACGGCCGUUUUUGUCCUUUCUACUCUUCAACAAGCCGAACCGAUUGCUAGCAUUUGCUCGGCGCUCGUUUUGUGUCAUACCUGCGAGCUAGCCUUGCAAAUUUACACCGAGUACAAGCGAUUUUCUAAGCAUAUGCCCGAUAUAAACAUUGCUGUUUUUUUUGGGGGCAGGCCGUUUUACAAAGAUACCGACCUUUUACAAAACAAAAGCACGCACCCGCACAUUAUUAUCAGCACUCCUGGCCGACUUAAAGCGCUUAUGCGUUGGGGGAAUCUUCGGCUGGAUGGCCUCCGUACUUUAGUGCUUGACGAGUGUGACCAAAUGAUUGGCCAGCCAGAUAUAUAUCGGGAUGUACAAGACAUUUUUCGUUGUACCCCCCAAAACCAGCGACAGUUUAUGGUAUUUUCGGCCACUUUAUCGGAAGAUAUUAAGCAGAUUUGCAAAGCCGAAAUGCGAGAACCGAUAGAAGUUCAAAUUAAGGGCACGAUUUCGAAAACCCUUCGGCAGGAUUAUAUCGUCCUUAACGAGCAAGAAAAAAUUAAUAGGCUUCAUGACCUAUUAGGGGAGGUCCCGUUCCGACAGGCCAUUAUAUUCGUUAAAAGCGCCGGCCGGAGCACUUGGGUAAACCGCUCCCUGCAAAAGCGUGGCUUUUACUCUAUUGAAAUCCAUUCCGGCAUUAGCCAAGACGAUCGGAUACAUUGUUAUAAUCAGCUUAAGCAUUCCGACAUUAUGCGAGUUUGUGUCGCUACCGAUGUGUUUUCCCGCGGUAUUAACCUUGAGGGGGUUGAUUUGGUUAUUAAUUACGAUAUGCCGGCGAAUGCGGAUUCGUAUUUGCACCGCGUUGGCCGGGCUGGUCGUUCCAUACGUGCAACUGGAAAAUACCUCC
Molecule: messenger RNA, 1219 nt
Organism: Gaeumannomyces tritici R3-111a-1
Lineage: Eukaryota; Fungi; Ascomycota; Sordariomycetes; Magnaporthales; Magnaporthaceae
Exons: 4
Biological process (GO): mRNA export from nucleus; mRNA splicing, via spliceosome
Molecular function (GO): RNA helicase activity; RNA binding; ATP binding
Source: RefSeq, a predicted model, not a curated record